AUGAGUGUCUGGAACCCUCUGAGACUGCGGGACCUGGCAGGAAUUGGCCUGCUGAAGGACGAAUCUUCAGCCAUCACUGCUCUGGAGUAUCUGCCCACGGAGCUCUUCCCCCCACUGUUCAUGGAGGCCUUCUAUGGGAGUCACAGGGAGACCCUGAAGGCCAUGGUGCAAGCCUGGCCCUUUGUCCGCCUUCCUCUGGGAGGCCUAAUGGGAGGCCUGAUGCAGAUGUCUCAUGUGGAAACCUUACAAGCCAUGCUGGAUGGGCUGGAUGUCCUGCUUGCCCAGAGGGUUCACCCCAGGUGCAAACUGCGGGUGCUGGAUUUAAGGAUGACUGGCCAGGACUUCUGGAGCAUGUGGUCUGGAUCCAAUGUCCAUGUGUCCUUAGACUCACUGAGGGCACCAGUGCCUGAGGGCAGUUCAGAGACAGGGCAUCCCUUCGCCCCUUUGGAGGUGUUCAUAGAACUUUGCCUCAGUGAUGGAACCCUGGAUGGGUUCCUCACCUACCUCAUGAGCUGGGUGGAGCAGAGAAUAGGCUCCAUACACCUGUGCUGUAAGAAGCUGAGGAUUUUUUCAGUACCCACGGAAAAUACUCAGAAGAUUCUCAGUAUGAUCCAGCUGGACUGUAUCCAGGAGGUGGAAGUGAUCUGUAAUUGGCAUCCAUCCACCUUCUCCAUGUUUGCUGCUCUCCUGGGCCAGAUGAGCAAUGUGCAGAGAUGCCUCAUGUCAGCCUCCGAGGAGCAGGAACAACAGGUUGUCGUCCAAUUUACCUCUCAGUUCCUCAGGCUGCAGCACCUCCGGGAUCUCCAUCUGGAAUCUUCCUUCUUCCUCGAAGGCUGCCUGGACCAGUUGCUCAGGUACCUGACAACCCCCUUGGACAACUUUGCAGUCACUCACUGCCUAGUUACGGGAUCAGACUUGAUGCAUCUGUCCCAGUGUCCAAACAUCAGUCGGUCAAAGGGCCUGAAUCUGGGUGGUGUCACACUGACUGACUUCAAUCCUGAGCUUCUUCAAGUUCUGCUGGAGAAAGUCGCAGUCACCUUGCAGGACCUGGACUUAAAUCAGUGUGGGAUCACAGACACCCAACUUGAGUCUGUCCUGCCGGCUCUGAGCCUCUGCUCCCAGCUCAGGUCCAUCAACCUGUGUGGGAACCUCCUCUCCGUGGCCGUCAUGGGCAGGAUGCUGCGACGUACCACCAGACUGCCCAGUUUAUGUCAAGCAUUUUAUCCUGCCCCUCAGGAGAGUUACAGCUCCCAGGGCCUUCCCCUCAAAGAGAGGCUGGCCAAUAUUAGAGCUGAGCUGCUGGAGAUUCUGAGAGACUUAGGACUUCCGAGGACCAUCUGGCUUAACUCCAUCCCCUGUGCUCCCUAUGUCUAUAACGAAUAUGCCCACUUGGAAUUCAUUGAAUAUACCCCUUUCUAG
This is a messenger RNA of Phacochoerus africanus (Common warthog), 1419 nucleotides long. Its product is annotated as melanoma antigen preferentially expressed in tumors-like. The transcript is spliced from 3 exons. The coding region runs from base 1 to 1419 and encodes 472 amino acids. Gene Ontology annotation, biological process: negative regulation of cell differentiation; negative regulation of DNA-templated transcription; positive regulation of cell population proliferation. The record is from RefSeq and is a predicted model, not a curated record. Gene Ontology annotation, cellular component: cytoplasm. Lineage: Eukaryota; Metazoa; Chordata; Mammalia; Artiodactyla; Suidae.